Molecule: messenger RNA, 1196 nt
Organism: Sturnus vulgaris (Common starling)
Lineage: Eukaryota; Metazoa; Chordata; Aves; Passeriformes; Sturnidae
Gene: PROCR
Product: protein C receptor
Biological process (GO): negative regulation of coagulation
Molecular function (GO): signaling receptor activity
Source: RefSeq, a predicted model, not a curated record
CGUCCCCAGAGCGGUGUCCGGGCUGAACUCCGUGCCGGGCCAGCCUUGGUGACAGCGGCGUGUCCCCAGAGCGGUGUCCGGGCUGAACUCCGUGCCGGGCCAGCCUUGGUGACAGCGGCGUGUCCCCAGAGCGGUGCUGUGCCCGCGAUGCUGCGGCUGCUGCUGCUCAGCGGGGCCCUGGGCUGCGGGGCAGAGCAGGCGGCCCCGCUCGCCUUCACCAUGCUCCAGCUGACCCGCGUCUACAUGGGCAAUUCCAUGUUCCGGGGCAACGCCAGCCUGAAUGGACAGCUCAGCCAUCUCCUGGACGAGAAUAAUGUCACCCAGGUGCUCCCGCUGGAGCCUCCGGACGCCUGGGCCCGGCGGCAGAACGAGGUGAUCGCCUACCUGAAGACCUUCAGGCAGCUGGUGCAGCUCUUCAACAAGGAGAGACCCACCAAAUUCACACAGCACCUGCGCUGCCACCUCGGCUGCCUCCUCUACCCCAACGGCACAGCCCAGAGCUUCUACGAGGUGUCCCUCAACAAGACAGCGUUCCUCAGCUUCCAUGUCCCCAACGCCACCUGGGAGCGGCGCUGGCCCGGCGAGCUCCCAGUGGCCACCUUCGCCCAGGAGCAGCUGAUGAAAUACCCCAUAACCACGCAGGACCUGCAGUAUUUCCUCAACACCACCUGUGUCAGCAUCCUGCAGGCUCAGAGCACCAGGAUAGGAAAAGUCAGCGGCCGAUCGCGCACUCCGCUGGUACUGGGGCUGGUCCUGGGAAGCCUGGCCCUGCUGGGCAUGGCCAUGGGCAUCUUCCUGUGCACAGGAGGGAGCUGCUAGCGUGGGCAGCUGUCCCAUGUCACCCCAUGGACACAGGGAACGAACCCGUGCAUCCAUCACCACCCUGUGGAGGCAGGGGACAGACCCAUCGUCUCCCUGUGGAGUCAGGGGAUGGAUCCAUCAUCUUCCCAAGGAUCCAGCAACUCUCCGUGGAUCCAUCAUCACCCUGGGGAGGCAGGGGCUGGAUCCAUCAUCCCUGCAUAGAGACAGAGGGUGGAUCUGCCAUCCUCCCAUGGAAGCGGGGACCAAGCCCAUCCCUCUCAAGGGAUGCAUGUCCCUUGUACCACAGGCUUUGCUCCCCAAGGACACUGGUGGCUUCCUGGUCCUGUCCCAGGCAACUGGCAGCCCCCAGCCCAGUGGACAGUCUUCAUGUUGGA